Molecule: messenger RNA, 4691 nt
Organism: Argiope bruennichi
Lineage: Eukaryota; Metazoa; Arthropoda; Arachnida; Araneae; Araneidae
Exons: 2
Coding region: 224-748 (174 amino acids)
Source: RefSeq, a predicted model, not a curated record
UUCACCAACAAGAGCAUGCGCAGUUAGAAGAGAAACCACUUUGUUGUCUAGAACGAACCAAUCAAUUCAAGGCUUUUCAGGAAUUCCAAAUUAUCAGAUUUGGAGUUAGUACUGUUGGUAAAUGCAGGAACUGGAAUGACGGAAUGGACUUGUUAUUAACAGAAUAAGUAGAGUAGAAAAACAAUAGACGUUGUCAUAGCUUUUUACUAAACAAAAGACAACCAUGGGUAUGGAUGAAAUUAUCAUCACUAUAGCACCAAUUGCUAUUUUUGUAUGCCUACUUGCUUGUGUCAUAUAUUGUUGUUGCAAAUGUUGUAAAUGCUGCAAGGACUGUUGCUGUAAACAACCAACAACAGGAGCUAUAAUUAUUGACACUCAAGCUACCCAACCACUUUCACCACCUGUAAUACAGCAUGCACCUCCACCUGUGGAUGCACAGACACUUCUAGCUCAUCAACAAAUGUCGCCUCCACCUAGUUAUUAUCCACCACAGUCUCCACCACCACAAUAUCCAAUGGGCCCUGUACCUUAUCCUGCAAAUGCCACACAGCCACCCAUGAGUUACUAUCCACCACAUCCACCUCCUCAGCUACCACCAAUGGGUGGUCAGGCACCUUAUCCAGUGGUCAAUUACAACCCUCUUGUUCCUCCUCAUUGCCCAUUGCCUCCAAUACCUCAACAAACGGAAACGGCGGAAAGGCAACCUGAGUAUAAUCCUAAUUAUGUGCCAAGUGCUCCACUACCAUAAAUACUUUGAUGGCAUCUUCUUUUUUUUCUUUCGACUUUUUUUCUUUCUUCUUGGAUGUGGAAGCUGACUUUUUCAUGUGAUUUGUAUGAAUUUUGGUAUAUACUACAAUGUUUGCUAAGAUAGCAACAUUGUUAAGAAAAGUACAGAUUUGUAACUUGAAUUUAUUAAAAAGAGAUUAUGGGAUUAAUACAGGGAGAUUUCUAUAAAUGCAUUAAAAAAUUCACGUUUAAGUUGCUUUUUUGAUCUUAUUGCAAAUGUAUUUUAUUGUAUUAACAUUUCAUUUUCUUUCUAUUAUGAAAAAUAUUACAUUUUGAUUGACAGUUAAUCCUCUAUGUAGAAAAUCAUUUAAUAAUUCAAAAAUGAUUUUUUAAAUCUAAUGAAUAAUAUUUAAAAAAAUAUAUAAUAGGUUCACUGUAAUGCAAAAAAUAAUUCAUUUACGUAACUGUAAGAAAAUCUAGCUUCUUUAGAACUUGUGUUAAAUAUGUAACAUUAAUAAUAUAAUAGCAUAAGAAAUUACAAAGACCAAAUAUUUUUUUUAAAUGUAAUUCAAUUAUUGCUUUUGAGUUACUCAACUUUUUUAUUUGCUGCAAAAAAGAGAAAUAUUGCAUAUCAUUUAAUAUUAUUUUGCUCAAAUCUUAAAGCUAGUUGCCAUUUAUAUAAAUCAAAUUUAUUUAUCAGUUAUUUUCAAUUUACCAUUUAUUACAAAUUAUUAUUCUAAUUUAAACUGACGAUUUCAUGUUGUAGAUCUGCAAUUUUCUUUUAUGUUGCAAAGGUUAUCUUUAUUUAAAAGACUGAAUAUUUUAUCAUGUUUUUUUAUCUGUCACAUGAUAAAAUACUUGAUAAUUCAAAUAAACAUUGCAUUUCAAUGCUUAUUUGCUUGCAAUUCAAAUAAACAUUGUAUAUCUAGAAAACAGGUUGAAUAGAUAACAGACAAAAAUAAUGAAUCUCAUAUGUAUAUACUAGUUUUAAUAUUCUUCAUGAUUUUUUUAAAUUACUCUAAGUCAUAUUUACAUAUAAAAAAUAAAUAUCAGGAUUGCAUAAUAAAGUCAGUUUUUUUCCUUGAUAUAAAAAAUGGCAUAGUUAAAAUGAAAAUUGUUUAUUAGAGAAUCAUUUCUUCUAUUUAAAAAUAUGAUUAAUAACGAAUGCUAUUAAUCAGGAAUUAAAUCAUUGAAAUCUAUUGAAAAUAAUAAUUAUGAUAAUAAUGUGGAUAAUGCAUGCCAAAUUUUUGCAUUAUUAUUUUAUUAUAAAGAAUAAGGCAAAACUAAAUGUUUUAAAGCAUUAAAAAAAUUUAAAUUUAUUCGAACUUUAUAGGUAGACAAAGCUGUAUUUCGGACUUUAUAUCCAAUUUUUAGCAUUUAUUUUCACGUCAUUUCAUAAUAAAUCUUUGUAAAUUUUCCUUAUCAGUGUUUAAAUAUAUAAUAAAGAUGUAAUUUACAAGGUUUUUCCCCCCUUUUGUUCCUUGAAAGAAAUAAUUAUAAAUUAGUUCCUUUGUACAAAAGAUUUCUAUUAUAAUAUGUUAACCCUCGAAGUGGUUAAUUAUUUUGAUAUUUUAAUUUUACUCUUUUAAAAGUCAACUUUAAAUUGUCUAAACCAAUUUUUUGGCAUAUAAUCAAAAUUUUCAAAUUUGGAAAAAAUUUUUACCAUAUUUUAAAAAAAUGAUGAAUAACUGUGCUAGCUGAUUGAACAUACAGAACUGGCUCAGUGAAGGCAAAGAUAAAUUUGAUAUAUUUUUUAUAAGUUAAAAUUGAAUUAUGUUUAAUGUGAAAUUGUGCUAUGAUAGUUUUUAUUUCUUGACUGUUAAAAUAUUUCAUAAAUUUUUUGAUAGAGAAGGCAUGCCUUCUACGUGUAUUGUAUAUAAAGCUUUAUAAACAAAAUUAUAGAAUAAGGAAUUUUGAAUACAUUUUUCCUUUUUGAAAUUUUAUUUUAAAUAUUGUUUGAAUUGAUAAAAAAUUCCAAAAUUUCUUCAUUUUCGAAUUGAUGUCAUUAAAAAAUAGUCUGAUUUGUAUUAAAAAGCUAAAAUAGUUUAAACAAUUUUUUUUUUUGUGUGUGUGACCAAAAUUAUUUGAGUUUGACACAUACUUUUACUUGAUUUUGGAAUUAAUUUCAAAAUAUUAUUUUCAUGAUAUAAUUUCGGAGAAACCAAAUGAGUUUAUUUUCUUUAAUAGAAAAAGUUGUAGUUCAACUUAACAGGGUAAUAUUUGCAAAAGUAUUAUUUACAAUUUUAAAAAUCAUUUUCAUUUUUUCAUAGAGUACAAAUUGUACUUAUGUAUCUUUAUGAACGAAGUGAAAGAACUGCCAAUGAUUUUUUUGUGUCUUAUUUUUGUAUCCUUUUUAAUUUUGAGUCUUAAUAACUAAAGAAUUGUUAAUUCCUUUGCUUGCCUUAUUUAUAUAUAUAUAUUUAUAUUCUCAGUGGUUGUAAGGUCAUCAUAAUUUAGGUUUUAUAAAACAUUUUAUACUUAUGGUUUGAUCUUCCAUUUUUUUAAGAAUACAAUUUGUAAUUUUUUCUAAGCAGUUACUAUGAACAAACAUUCCAUGUGCUUGCUCAUGGGGUAUUAAAAUGCAAUAUUUUUACAUUUUGUAAAGGGAAGUUUGUCUUGAAUGUAAUCAAGGAUCGUCCAUUUGUUUCAAUGGAAUGGAAUGUAGUAUAGACUAUUGUUUAGUAAAAUGAAUGCAAUUUUUGAUGGAUAAACUGUAUUUUUAAUGAGGUUAUUUAUUUUUUAGUCCAAUAAAUGCAUUACUUCUGGACGAACUUGAAAUAAUUGUGUUGUUAAAUAUUGUAAAUAUUACAGAUCACAUGCCCUAUUUCUCUAAUGGCUACAUUAAGUGUCAGAUAAGUUUAGUUCAAUAUUGAGAAAGAUGUCUCAUGCAAUAUUAUUUUAGAAUAUAUAUUAGAUGCUUAGAUUAACUUAUUUAUGAAUCUCAACACACUGUAAAUAUGUAAGAUUUUGUUCCUAUAUAAGAUGUAUUUAAAAAUCACAGGUAAUGUAGUUUUUACAUCUAUUAUUGACCAGUAGCCUAUCUGUCAUGUAAGUCAGGGUUUCUGCUACUAUGGGUCAUAUCCUCACCUGGGAUCGCAAGCAUUUAUUUUUAAGACCUUUAGAACUUUAGCUCUAAGUGUUUUUUCCAGCUUUCCAAUAUAAUUAUAAUAGGGAAAAACUAUUAUGAAAGCAACAUUGAUUUAAGAUGCUUCGUUAAAUAAUCAUUGUCCCAUCUUUUUUUACAUUACACUUUAAAUUUUGAGAUCAUGAUAAAAAAUUGGAUUAAUAAAUAAAUAAAUAUCAAAUAAUAUUUUUAUUAUUUAAAAAUGAUAAUGGCUAAGAAGCCUUACUGCAUUCAAUUUCAAUAUAUUUAUGCAAUCUUGCAACAAAAAUAUUGACUACCAAUAAAUAACAGGAAUAGUUUGUCCAAAAGUGUUUUAAAACAAAGAUGAAGCUUCUCUCAUAUGCACAUUUAAAUAGCGUGUGGCUAUUAAUGCUCUAUUUUUGAAUUGUAUUUACAUAAAAAAUGUCUGCAGUUUUACCUAAGAAAUCUCAUGAAUUUUCAAUAAUAUCUAAGUGCUGCUGCCAUUGUUUUUCUCAUUGUUCAUAACAGUAGUACUGAAUAUCUGUGAUUUAUAUAAAGAUUUAUAGCUUUUAACAUAUCAACCUUUUAGCUGGCAAUAAAGAAUCUUUUGAAGUAUUUUAUAAUUAAAAUUUAAAAAAGCUUGAAAUGAUUAGCUUUUAGAUAUCAGCUUUAGGAAUUGUGUGAACAUAAUUUAUGUGUCUUGAUGAGAAAUAGCAGUGCUUCUGUUUUAUGUAUUUUUUUUUUUUUUUUUCAUUGAGCUGUGCUCUUAAUGUGUAUCAGUUGAGUCUGGUGUUUCAAUUAUUGUAAAUAUAUUCCUUUUUAUAUCUAUUUAGAAUUUUGUAAGAAUGCAUUUUAAGAAAUAAAUAUACUUUUCUCUGUC